Messenger RNA from Saccostrea cuccullata (small rock oyster), 902 nucleotides. RefSeq lists its product as uncharacterized. Gene Ontology annotation, cellular component: membrane. NCBI's taxonomy places the organism in Eukaryota, Metazoa, Mollusca, Bivalvia, Ostreida, Ostreidae. The annotation marks the transcript as partial. The record is from RefSeq and is a predicted model, not a curated record. The transcript has 5 exons.
UUUGAGGCUAAAUUCGACAAGAAAUCUGACAUCAAGUUUUAAAAACGUGGAAUACAGAAUAGGAAAUUCCUGGAUAUCUGGCUAUGCUCCACGGUACUCUACUCCACAGUAUUAUGGCGUUUGUGAACGAUUGGGACUACCCACGUUCUACAAUAAACUGUCGUCAUAUGCAGUUCCUCCUGAUACCGAAUUAGUUGAUUCUACGUGUAUGAAAGACGAGUUUUCUCGUCUUAGUCUCAAUUACACCAAGUGUGAUAAAAAAGAGGAUGAUAACUAUUUCUUCUAUCUACCUCGGGCAAAAGCUGAAACAGCAACAUGUUUAAGCGAUUGUCCUAACAUGAUGUUUUUCAAUGCGACUUCUUUUGACUGUGUCCCAUGUAGCUGUAACAACAACAACACAAAAUCCUGUAACCAGACGACAGGAGAAUGCCUGUGCAAAGCGGGAUUUUAUGGACCAUCAUGUGACUGCGUCCAAAAUCAGCACAACUGUAACAAUACGUUUUCCUAUUGUACCUAUCAAGAAACUACUCCUGUUUGUAAUUGUCGAGUCGGUUUUUAUGGAAAGCAUUUGGGCUGUUUCGAAUCACUAAGAUUCAUCGGGGAUACCGGAGUUUUGCAAAUGUAUCAUCAGGAACAAUGGAUGCUAAUCGCUUCCAGUUACAGCUGGGAUAACGAGGAAUCUAAAAUUAUUUGCACUCAGUUGGGUUUACCAUCAUUUUAUAUGUCAUACGUAUCGACGAGACGAAGUCAGACAGGACUUAUGUACAGUGAUUAUAAUAACAGGAAAAGGAUUACUUAUCUAUCUUGUACAGGAGACGAAAAAGAAGUAUCCCAAUGCUCAUUUAGCACAUCUAGCUAUAUGUCUAGUUAUUCAUCGUUGGCAGUUUUGGAGUGUCGAUCAG